Messenger RNA from Diachasma alloeum, 1280 nucleotides. It is a transcript of the gene Chchd3, whose product is annotated as MICOS complex subunit MIC19. The transcript has 3 exons. Lineage: Eukaryota; Metazoa; Arthropoda; Insecta; Hymenoptera; Braconidae. The coding region runs from base 216 to 767 and encodes 183 amino acids. Gene Ontology annotation, biological process: inner mitochondrial membrane organization. The record is from RefSeq and is a predicted model, not a curated record. Gene Ontology annotation, cellular component: MICOS complex.
ACACCUUUGCAGGCUGAACAAAACCUCGAAAAGGGCCAUUUGGGGUUGAGCACCUUUGAUAUGCAGCAUGUAUUAUGAAAUUUAUGUAACUGAGGUCUGACUUAUUUCGUUAAAAUUCAAGUGUUUGGUCUAAAUAAUUCAAGAGUGAGAGAGUUCGUAGUGAAAGGUAACCCCCACGGGACAAUUACGGUUAGGAUUACAUUCAGGGAUUGAUUAUGGGACAAAGUCAGAGUGCUCGUAAAUUGACGAUUAACAAUGAGGAAUCGGUUAUUCAAAUAUCGACGGAUCUGGCUGAUCGUCUAGCAACGAGGAGCCGAAAGCCGCAGCCAGGGCCAGACGUCCUCACCGCACCUCCACAGAGUCCAGUGAUAACGCCAGUUUCACCCAGCGAAGGAUACCCAGCAGUGCAUACUCACCCAGAGUACACGAUAACAGCUUAUAAAAUGCAGCAGCAGAAGGAGCUCGAGCUCCAGGCGCACGAUCAGUACUGGCAGGAACGACUGAAUAAUUUGAAAUUGGCUCAUGAGAGGAUCAACAGGAUCUUCCAGGAGGAGUACAAACGUGCUAUGGAUGAAGUUACAAAUGCUAAAGGUAACAAAAAUAUAAAUCUUGAUACAACAACUCCUGCAUGUGGUGCUGACAAGGAAAAAGUCCUUCGCUGUUACCAAGAGAAUCCAAAAGAAAUCCUGAAGUGUUCAAGUCUAGUUGAGGAAUUCAAUCACUGUGUAGAUCAACGCCGCUGUGGUCUCAUCUCAGCGGGAUGCUAAUACAUGCUUGCUCAAGUAAAAGCAUCAAUUGUUUCUUUAAGAAAAAUAAACCACUUGUUUACAGAACUGUGGAAAUAAAACUAUCUAGUUUUCAAUAACAUCAGGGGAUAAUUGAAUAGGACAAUGUGUAAAUUAUUUUGUUAUCUGCAUAGACAUCAAGAUCAUUUAUUUUUAUUUCUCGGGCAGAUCCAGAAAUUUAUAUACGUUGAGUGUAUUCGAUUGUACAGAAAUAGUUGAAGAUAUUUGCUAUUGAUUGAUUAUCAAGGGCACUGUAGCAAGGUGAUUCGUCGAAAGAUAUAAAAUGUGAAGUUUAAUGUAAAAAAUUGUGUUUAAUUCCUUCGAUUGAACGAAAAAUCGAGAAGUCUCACUCUCGGAGAGGAUGGAGAAUUAAUAGGUGAGAAUUCUGCACAGUUUAGUGUUAUUUUAAGUGCAUACCAGUCGUCUAUUUACAGCCCCCAAAUCUUGACACCACUCGCCCAGAAUUUCCCCUCAAUAAAACUAAAUACUUUCGAA